AUGAGAUCCAUUUUCCGGUCCAUUUCCAGCCGCCGACAAACCGGCAGCCGAACUUUCGCCGAUACGGCGGAGGAAGCGUACAUAUUCGUCAGAGACCGAGGCCUCGACCACGCGGUGGAGAGAGAGAAGAAUCUCAGACCCCUACUCAGCAUCAAAGACCUAAUCAGAUCGGAGCCAUCCAAAUCAGUCCCGAUCUCCGUCAUCACAACCCAGAGAGACUCCCUCCGAGUCCCUCUCCGUCCGAUCGAGUUCACCCGGAGCUACCCCACCGUAUUCCAAGAGUUUCUCCCCGCAGGAAUCGGCAUCAACCCUCACAUCAGCCUCACGCCGGAAGUUCUCGACCUCGACGCCGAUGAGCAAUUGGUUUACGGAAGCGAGACUUACAAGCAGGGAUUAGCCGAUCGGCUCUUGAAACUGCUCAUGAUAAACAGAAUCAACAGAAUCCCUCUAGAGCUCCUCGAUUUGCUGAAAUGGGAUUUAGGUUUGCCUCAGGACUACGUCGAAUCCAUGGUUCCCGAUUUCCCCGACUAUUUCAGAGUAACCAAAUCGAAGCUCCGCGGAUGUAGCGGCGAGUUAGAGCUCGUCUGCUGGAGCGACGAGCACUCUGUAUCCGCGCUGGAGAAGAAGGCGAAAAUCUCCGGAAAAGGUGGGUUUGUUAAAGGCUCUCCGAUUGCUUUUCCGAUGAAGUUCACAAACGGAUUCGUCGUGGACAAGAAGAUGAAGAAAUGGUUCGACGAUUGGCAGAAGCUGCCGUAUAUCUCACCGUAUGAGAACGCGCUUCAUUUGCCGGUGACGAGCGAUGAGUCUGAUAAGUGGGCGGCUGCUGUAUUGCACGAGAUCUUGAACCUUUUUGUGUCGAAGAAGGUUGAGAAAGACGCGGUUUUGCGUCUUGGUGAGUUUAUGGGGUUGAGGUCGAGGUUUAAGAGGGUUCUUCAUAACCAUCAUGGUGUGUUUUACUUGUCGAGUAAGCUUAGGACUCACACUGUGGUGCUUAGAGAUGGUUACAAGAGAGGGAUGUUGGUGGAGGGUAAUGAGUUGGUGACUAGUAGGAACCGUUACUUGAAACUCAUGAGUAAGGUUAAGAAAGUGAGCAGUGCGGUGUCUAGUAGGAAGAGAGAAGAGAAAGGGAAGGUGGAAGGAGAAGUUUGUGAGAGUGAUGUAAAGGAUGAGGUUUCUGAUUCUGAAAUUGAGGAUGUGGGUGAAGAAGAUGUUGUUGAUGAUGAUGACGAGGAGGAUGAUGAUGAUGAAGUGGAUGAAAACCAGCGUGGUCGUAGGAAUUCAAGUCCGAGAGGUGGUAGGUGGGGUUCUUCACAGGAGAAGCCACAUACAAGGUCAAGAGCAGGGAGGAGGAGUUUGGCUAAAUCUGGUUCGCCGGAGAAGCCACGAUCAGGGCGGCGCAACAAGGUCAAGUUAACGACGGGGAAGAGGAGUGAGAUGUCUUGA
Messenger RNA from Microthlaspi erraticum, 1443 nucleotides. Lineage: Eukaryota; Viridiplantae; Streptophyta; Magnoliopsida; Brassicales; Brassicaceae. The record is from the annotation of a GenBank genome assembly.